Messenger RNA from Quercus robur (English oak), 4359 nucleotides. RefSeq lists its product as uncharacterized. The record is from RefSeq and is a predicted model, not a curated record. NCBI's taxonomy places the organism in Eukaryota, Viridiplantae, Streptophyta, Magnoliopsida, Fagales, Fagaceae. Bases 1 to 4359 code for a protein of 1452 amino acids. The transcript has 6 exons. Gene Ontology annotation, molecular function: nucleic acid binding; RNA-DNA hybrid ribonuclease activity. Gene Ontology annotation, biological process: DNA integration.
AUGCCUUCUCUGAAUUCGUACGACGGAACACGAGACCCGUUCGAUCACAUUGCUACCUUCAAGACCACCAUGCAUCUCCAAGGGGUUCUUGACGAAAUAAUGUGCAGAGCAUUCCCUACUACGCUCAAGGGCCCAGCACGGGUUUGGUUCAGUAAAAUACCCCCGAAUUCGGGAGAGAACGAGAGUUUACAGUCGUUCAUCACCCGUUUCAACAGAGAGGCCCUGAGUGUGGACGAAGCAGAUGACAAGCUCUUGUUGGCAGCUUUCCAUAAUGGGAGGAAGAGGUCUGAGAGAGUAGACGCAAAUCCCAGUUGCCACUUAGAGCAGGGCCCUCGUCCAAAGAAGGGACGCACGGAAGACAGGAAAGACCGAGACAUUAAGAAGCCGGGCUCUUCAGCACGGAACCAGCAGUAUACCUCUUUGAACGUCCCACUUGAGCAGGUCCUAAUGCAGAUCAAGGAUGAUCCUUCCUUGAAGUGGCCGGAGAAAAUGAGGGGAGAUCCCAAUAAACGCAAUCGGAACAAGUAUUGUUGCUUCCAUAGGGAUCAUGGUCACGAUACGGACGAGUGUUUCGAUUUAAAGCAGCAAAUCGAAAAUCUCAUAAGGCAAGGGAAGCUGAAGAAUUUCCUUGGACAAGAUAACAGGGACGAAAAAAUGAAAGGAAAAAUGGAAGAAUCAUCACGGCCACCAUUCGGAGAAAUAAGAGUCAUUAUAGGGGGAAGUUCGACAGGCCAGUCAUCCAAGUCCAAGAAAGCAUAUUUGAAGGUAGUGCAGAGUGUCCAGCUUUCUGGACGAUCACCGAGAGCAAGGACCACGGACGAAGCAGCGAUCACCUUCACGGACGAAGACGCUGAGAGAAUUCAUCACCCCCAUGAUGAUGCUCUCGUCAUCACCUUAAUGAUUGCUGACUACACAACUAGAAGGGUGCUUGUAGACAACGGAAGCUCGGCGGACAUUUUGUAUUAUCUAGCUUUUCAACAAAUGAGGCUAGGACGAGACCGGCUCCGUCCAGUGAACUCCCCCCUAGUAGGUUUUGGUGGCAUGAAGAUACAACCCGUGGGUACCAUUUCCUUGUCAGUGGUAGUGGGGGCAUACCCACGACAAGUCACCAAGGAUGUGAACUUCCUUGUGGUAGACUGUCCGUCCUCCUAUAACGCCAUAAUUGGACGACCAACUUUGAAUAGUUGGAAGGCCGUUACCUCCACUUACCACUUAUCAGUUAAGUUUCCAACAGAACACGGAGUAGGGCAGGUGCAAGGGGAUCAAUUGGCAGCAAGAGAAUGUUACUUGGCCAUGUUGGCCAUGGACGAGCAAAUUCAAGCCAUGAAUAUUGAAGAAAGGAAAAUGGUAGCUGAGCCUACCGAAGCAUUAGAAGACAUUUCCUUGGACGAAGAGAACCCUGAGAAGUGUACCAGGGUUGGGGCAGAUCUAGAAGAGAAGAUUAAGGAGGGCCUCGUCCACUUUUUGAAGAAAAAUAUUGAUCCAGUGCGGCAAAAAAAGAGGGUGUUUGCCUCUAAGAGAAAUGAUGCUAUCAAAGACGAAAUUCAAAAACUGAUGGGGGCGAGGUUUAUCCGAGAAGUGUACUACCUAGAUUGGUUGGCAAAUGUUGUAAUGGUCAAGAAGGCAAAUGGUAAGUGGAGAAUGUGCGUGGAUUUUACCGACUUGAACAAGGCUUGCCCAAAGGAUAGUUAUCCGCUGCCACGCAUUGAUCAAUUGGUGGAUUCAAUUGCGGGCUACAAGUUGCUUAGUUUCAUGGACGCUUUUUCGGGAUACAAUCAAAUAAGGAUGGAUGAGGCGGAUCAGGAGAAAACAUCCUUUGUCACAAGUCAAGGCUUGUUCUGUUAUAAGGUGAUGCCGUUCGGCUUAAAGAAUGCAGGGGCCACAUAUCAGAGAUUGGUCAAUCACAUGUUUCGACAGCAGAUUGGGCGGAAUGUGGAAGUCUAUGUGGACGACAUGCUGGUAAAGAGCCAAGACGAAGGAAGGCAUCUGGACGACCUGCAGGAGACAUUUGACACGCUGAGACAGUAUCACAUGAAGCUGAAUCCUAGUAAAUGUGCUUUCGGAGUAUCAUCAGGGAAAUUCCUUGGCUUUAUGGUCUCUCAUAAGGGGAUUGAAGCGAAUCCUGAUAAAAUUCAAGCAAUACUAGACAUGAAGCCUCCACAGAAUACAAAGGAGAUCCAAUCUCUUACUGGACGAGUCGCUGCACUCAACAGAAAAGCAUUCGAAUGGACCGACGAGUGUCAGAAAGCUUUUGAGGAUCUGAAGGCAUACCUGACCAAGUCUCCAUUGUUGAGUCCGUCAGUAGUGGGAGAGGAAUUAUACUUGUAUUUGGCGGUAACCCCGUAUGCCGUAAGUUCAGCACUGAUAAGGAAAGAAGGUAAAGUGCAAAGACUCGUGUACUAUACGAGUAAGGCAUUGAGGGGAGCGGAAGGACGAUAUCCACAGAUGGAAAAGUUAGCCUUCGCAUUGAUCACUGCUUCCAGGAAGCUAAGGCACUAUUUCCAGGCACAUGUCAUUAAUGUCAUGACGGAUCAUCCACUCAAGAAGGCGAUGAACAGACUGGAGGCAGCUGGACGAUUGAUUCAGUGGGUCGUCGAGCUCAGCGAAUUUGACAUUAGAUAUCAACCAAGGCAUGCUAUAAAAGCUCAAGCAUUAGCAGAUUUCAUUGCAGAAUUUACCCCAAGUCAUGAAGAGAUAGAAGACAAUGAUAGAUGGGUCGUCCAUGUGGAUGGAUCAUCCACAAAGUAUGCAGGUGGGAUUGGUGUGGUUUUACAGUCCCCAGAAGGAGACAAACUGAGGCACAAGGUUCAUCUACAGUACCAAGCAACUAACAAUGAAGUCGAGUAUGAAGCCCUUCUCAAAGGGCUAGAAUUGAAGAAGUCUGUGGAAGACAAGUCUAUACUCGUCCUGGGUGAUUCUCAGUUGGUCAUGGGGCAAGUAAAUGGAAUGUACGAAGCAAAAGAACUACGGAUGAGGAAAUACCUUAGUAGAGUGAUGCACCUAAUGAAGAGAUUUGAAAAAGCUGAAUUCGUCCAAAUCCCAAGGGAGGAAAACAUGGAAGCUGAUACUAUAGCGAAAGAAGCCUCGGCAAGUGAAUUUAUGGACGAAUCUGACCAAAUUCAGUACAUGCCAAGCAUAGAUAUUCCAGAAGUACAACAGGUGGAAAAUAGAGGAAACUGGAUGACCUCGAUUAUAUCAUACCUGAAAGACGGACAGCUACCAGAAGAGAAAGACGAAGCAAGGAAGCUGAGGGUGAGAUCGGCUAGAUAUCUACUUCUGAACGAAGUGUUAUACAAGAGGGGCUUUUCUCAACCUUAUCUUAGGUGCUUGGCUCCGGACGAAGCAAACUACGUACUGAGGGAAGUUCAUGAAGGAGCAUGUGGCAAUCACUCCGGAGCCAGGUCCCUUGUCUCCAAGGUCAUCCGUGCAGGGUAUUACUGGCCAAAUAUGCAAGCUGAUGCUAAAGCGUAUGUCAAGGUCUGCGACCAAUGUCAACGAUUUAGCAACGUCCCCAGACAACCAUCAGAGUACCUCACCCCGAUGAUGGCACCAUGGCCCUUUGCACAAUGGGGACUAGACAUUUUGGGUCCCUUUCCUCAGGGCAUAAGGCAGAUGAAAUUUCUAGUUGUGGGCAUCGAUUACUUCACAAAAUGGGUGGAAGCUGAGCCGCUGGCGACGAUCACACAACAAAAUAUUAAGCAUUUCGUGUGGAAGAACAUUGUAUGCAGAUUCGGAGUGCCCAAGGUAUUGGUAUCUGAUAACGGACGACAGUUUGGCAAUGCACUCUUUAGGGACUUCUGCGCACACUUUGGAAUACAGAAUCACUAUUCCUCACCUGCUCAUCCUCAAGCAAAUGGUCAAGCUGAAGUGGCAAACCGAUCCUUAUUGAAAAUCAUCAAGACCCGGCUUGAGGGGGCAAAGGGGGUAUGGCUAGAGGAGUUACCUGGUGUUCUAUGGGCCUACAGGACGACGGUGAGAACCCCUACGGGGGAAACUCCUUUCAAGCUAACUUAUGGAAGCGAAGCAGUCAUACCGGCGGAAGUACAUAUGGCCAAUCACAGGGUGAUGAUGUAUAAAGAUAAGGACAAUGAGGAGCAGCUCCGUUUGAACCUUGAUCUAGUAGACGAGGUAAGGGCAGACGCAGAAUACAGAACAACAAAGUACAAGAACCUCAUGGCUAGGCAAUAUGACGCAAUGGCAAGGAUCCUACUACUUGGAGGCCCUGGACGGGAGGAAACUGGAGCACCCUUGGAACGUGGAGCACUUGAGGAGGUACUAUCAGUAAAAGUCAGCCUAGACGGAAGUAUGACCACAGACGAGGCUGGACCUUGUCUGAAGACUUAUUCUACUUAUAUUUAA